AUCCUUGCUACCCCCAUCGCUUCGAUCCCUGCUACCCCCGCCUCUUCGAUGGCGCUAUUACUCCUUUCGCCGCUUCGAUCCCGGUUGCUCCCCCUAUCUCUCCUCUCCUCUCCUCUCCGCCCCUUUCCUUUGAUCCCCUUCAUCCCCUCGAGCUCUCCCCUCCCCCGAAACCUUAGCUCUCUCGAUCGUGGGGGGUGGGGUGCGGCCAUGAAACUUGCGGGGCUCAGAUCGGUGGAGAACGCCCACGACGAGUUGAUCUGGGCGGCGACGUGGGUCCCUGCCACAGACUCCCGCCCCGCGCUCCUCCUCACGGGCUCCCUCGACGAGAACGUGGGGCUCUGGUGCCCCGACGAGCUCGCUGCGGCGGCACCGCCCUCGCGCGGCCACGCCCUCGGCGUCGUCGCCGCCACCGCCCACCCUUCCGNGCCUCCCUCGACAUCCCCCCCCCCCCCCCGAGGUCUGGGGCUUGCAGUUCGACCCAAAGAUGCCGAGGAUGGGGACGCCGUUCUACUUGGUGUAGCGAAGAAAGCCAUUGGGAAAGGAGGUGGUGUCGCCGGCAUGGACAGAGUAGGGGCCGCCCGAGAGGACAGAGGUGAGGGCUAGCGUUACGGCGCCGUCGUCGUCGCCGAUCGCCCCGUCCGCGACACCUUCUGCGUCCUCAACAAGGACGGCACCGGCAUCAGCUAUGGGCUCUUAUUUGCCUUUGGCCAACUCCACGAUUUCUUCAGGAAGAUUGUCUAUCGGUUCAAAUCCAAUGAUACAAAGUCAAUAGGUCCAAAUCCAAGUAUGUAAAGGUAAUUUUAGUUUUCAUAUGUGCUCAUCUUUAUGAGUUUUUCUUUAGAUUUACUAUUCAUUUUAUUUCUUUGACCCUUUUUUAUCCGGAGAGAAUCCGGAACAUCGGCCAAUUUCUUCUCCGACCGGUGACAUCGAGGGAGAGAGGGACUAAACUGCCCCAAACUAGAUUGAAGCUCACAUGUGCGAUGAAAUAUCUAAGCAAACAAUCUAAUUACUUAGCUUUAGAUUAAUGAGAUGAUAGCCCUUCUCUUUAACUUCUAUGUAGUUAGGAAUUUUUUAGGUUAAACAACUUUUAAUUAAAAGAUGGACGGAAGAAAAAAGAUUGGAAGAAAGAAAAGUUGAGAUGAUUUCUUGCUAAUAUUAGUUGUAUUGUUUCUUCUCACCCACAAAAAAAGAGAAAUUAUUGGAUCCAUACUUAGAUGUAGUUUCCAGUUAGGAUUAAAUAUGGCAAGUGCUAAUUUUUCUCUCAAAAUCAAAUGUCUGUGAUGUAUAAAAUUUUUAUUUUCUUUGACCUUCUUAUAUAAAUUAGUUUUCACCUAAAGUUAAAGAUUUUGGUGAAAACAUAUUCAGCAUUAUAUUGGAAAAAGAUUAACAUUCCUAAGUUGCAAAUCGUUAAAAAAAAAAAUGUAUCUUCAACGUAUGAUAUGAACCUGUAGGGCCUGCAUAGCAUAUCUUUGUAGGGCCUGCAUAAUAUACUAAUCGUUCCAACCUAUCCCAAAUACAAUUGCCACUUAGUUGAAUCUUCUAAAAAACUGGUAAUUGUUUUUAUACACUAGAAACACACAUCAUGAAAGGUGGGGCUCAUUGUAGCAUAAUUGUGGAGAAAGAUAAUAUUAGUUUGACUAGCCUAAAAGAAAAUUUUAUACACUAUAUUUGUGAGUGGUGGAAAUGUGAGAAAAUAGCCGCAGAUGCUGAUAUAUGUUGAUCAUUCUCGAGUAAAUUAACUAUUUAUGUUUGUGAUAGUCCAAAGUUUUGUCGCACAAUUAAGUUUGGCAAAUGGAGCUGGUAUGGUUAUUUAACCCCCGUUGGUAAUUUCGGCGUUUGUUAAUAAUUUUAUGUUUGUCCUGUUGAUUCAUGAUCCAAUGGUCGUUUAGUGUUUUGUUAGGAUUUUUUUCUGCGAUGAUGGAUUCUCAUCACCAUUGAAUGGGUGGCGAGGACUCACUUUUGUCGCAGCUACGUUAGUGACAUGAUAACUAUUAUGUGUGAGCCAUCUGCCGGUUUAAAUAAAAAAUGGUGCAUUUCUGCGAUUGAGUUGAUUGAACUAUAUGUUGAAAAUAAGAAAUUUUGUCGAUAAUGACGGUUCUCAUUAAUAUUAAUUGGGUGGCAUGAUUUGUAUCUGAUUCCGUUGUUUCUAAUGAUUCUAUAAUUGUAUAGGCAUCAACUAAUUUAUAGAAGCUUCCUAUUUUGUUUUCUA
This is a messenger RNA of Ananas comosus (pineapple), 2209 nucleotides long. RefSeq lists its product as uncharacterized. Gene Ontology annotation, cellular component: Cdc73/Paf1 complex. The record is from RefSeq and is a predicted model, not a curated record. Lineage: Eukaryota; Viridiplantae; Streptophyta; Magnoliopsida; Poales; Bromeliaceae. The transcript has 3 exons. Bases 49 to 603 code for a protein of 184 amino acids.